CGAAAUAAAAAUCAACACUUGCUACUAUUCAACUCUCUGUCCCUUCCCGGAGUUUGUAAUUUUGCUGCCACUCUCUCAUCUUUUUAAUCCUCCGCUCAGCUUCUCGCCAGAGUAUCCCAGACGGUGUCUCCGACGUGUCUGUACCGUCUCUCUCUCUCUCGCUCUUGUUCGGUUCCAUCUCUACGGAUUAGGGAUCUCGAUUUGUUUUGAAAUAGCUAAUCAGUUUCAUUCAACAUCCAUCCCAAUGGAUAACCACUCUGUGUUGCCGACUACUGCCACCACCGGUCUUGUGUUUCCGGCGAACUACGGUAUUAAACCUGAAGCUGCUUUGGUCAUGGAUUGGUCCCCUGAGGAGCAGUAUGUUUUGGAGAACGGUCUUGCAAAAUUGAAAGAUGAUCCGAAAGUUUCAAAGUAUGUGAAGAUCGCUGCAGCUCUGCCUGAUAAAACUGUAAGGGAUGUAGCAUUGAGGUGUAGAUGGAUGACGCGAAAACGAAGAAAAAGAGCAGACACUAGUGCUGGGAAGAACAUUAGCAAUAUAAAGGUGGUGGAUACAUCCCCAGAACUGAACAUGCUAGCCAAUGUGCCACAACAAAAUGCUGUAUAUGUCAUGAACAAUAUGCGCCACAGUACACAUAUUCCUUUUGAAGGUCCAAGUGACGAAGUAAUGGAUCUUCUACAGCAAAAUGCUCAAGCUUUUAGUCAAAUUUCUUACAACCUCUCGGCGUACAAGUUGCAGGAUAACAUCAGUCUCUUUUAUCAGGCAAGAAAUAACAUCAGCGCCAUUCUGACCGACAUGAAGCAGAUGCCUGGUAUCAUGAGUCGGAUGCUGCCUCUACCUGUUUCAGUUAACGAUGAUCUUGCCAGUCGUUUAUUUUCGAGUACAACACAGCCAAGAUCAUACACCAUUAAACCAAGCAUCCACCUAAAGCAAGAGCCGAGAAUUUGAUGGGGGGGAAAGCUGGACUUUGGCCGAUGCUAAAGAAAAUAACACAAGUACAUGGUACGUGGAAAAUGUUUCCGUGAUCGACAUGACACAGACACACGAGGGUUUAUCAACUGCAAACACCGCUCCAGGACACACACACAAGACUUGUGCUCUGAGAAGAAUGAACUACAAGCUGCGUGAGGCCAAGGUAAAAAAUCUUUGGCCUUCACUAGAACAUAAGAUUCCUUGAAGUUCACAAAAGAGUUCCGGCAUGGGUUGAUGGAACAUUAAAGCCCUUUGCUGUAAUCAUGUUGAUGCUUAAAUUAGUAUAAUGAACUGUUCUUCUGAGUUUGGUAUGUGUAAUACUAAUUCUCGUUCAGGUAAUAUUUUGUAACAGUAUUAAAAGUUUAAAUUAUAUGAAACCAUGGCAACA
This is a messenger RNA of Brassica rapa (field mustard), 1358 nucleotides long. RefSeq lists its product as uncharacterized. The record is from RefSeq and is a predicted model, not a curated record. NCBI's taxonomy places the organism in Eukaryota, Viridiplantae, Streptophyta, Magnoliopsida, Brassicales, Brassicaceae.